CUCACUUCUCACUUCUCAGCAUCAUUCAUCUAGGAUCCCCAUUAUCUCACUAAAAUAUUUUUCCCUUUCCAUUUUUUCAAAGAUAUUUCCUGUUAUAGAUAGAGCUACAUGCUUUUGGGCUGAAACAGCAAGCACUAUUUGAGAAGCAUCAAUGGUUCCUAAAGUUCUUGCUGGUUUUGAAACGGCAAUGGCUGAGAAUGAGAGUGGAAGAAUCAUUGGGAAUUGGAAGAAACGUGUGCAUGUUUUCUGUGAGAAGUUGAGAAGGUUCCCAAGUUUGGCUUGGAAGACUACAUGGAAGGUGGGACAUGAUGACCCAAGAAGGGUGAUCCAUGCAUUCAAAGUGGGUUUGUCUCUGACUCUUGUGUCUUUGUUGUAUCUGUUGGAGCCACUCUUCAAAGGGAUUGGCCAGAAUGCUAUUUGGGCUGUCAUGACGGUCGUGGUGGUGUUUGAGUUUACCGCAGGGGCAACUUUAUGCAAAGGGCUCAACAGAGGAUUGGGGACACUAAUAGCAGGAUUAUUGGCUUUUCUUAUUAAGUGUGUGGCAAAUGCAUCUAGUCAGAUUGUUCAAGCUGUUUUCAUUGGAGCUGCAGUUUUUAUAGUAGGUGCUGCAGCCAGUUACAUGAGGUUCUUUCCAUACAUAAAGAAGAAUUAUGAUUAUGGUGUGGUUAUAUUUCUCUUGACCUUCAACUUGUUAACGGUUUCGAGUUACCGGGUUGAGAAUGUCUUGAAGAUUGCACAUGAACGCUUCUACACCAUAGCCAUAGGCUGUGCCGUUUGCCUUCUGAUGAGUCUGUUGAUAUUUCCCAAUUGGUCAGGGGAAGACCUCCAUCAUUCUACAGCUUUCAAGCUUGAAGGCCUAGCCAAAUCUAUAGAAGCUUGUGUCAAUGAAUACUUUUAUGGAGAAAUGGAAGCUUCUGGUGAUAUGAACUCAUCUGAGGAUACCAUAUACAAAGGUUAUAAAGCAGUUUUGGAUUCCAAAUCUACUGAUGAAACUCUGGCAUUACAUGCAAGUUGGGAACCAAGGCACUCAAGAUACUGUCAUAGAUUUCCAUGGCAGCAGUAUGUAAAAGUUGGAACUGUUCUUCGCCAAUUCGGGUACACCGUGGUAGCCCUACAUGGCUGCUUGAGAACAGAAAUUCAGACCCCACAAUCUGUUCGAGUUCUAUUCAAGGACCCUUGCAUCAGGCUAGCAGCAGAGGUAUCAAAAGCACUUACAGAACUCGCCAACAGCAUAAGAAGCCGCCGCCAUUGCUCCCCGGAGAUUCUCUCCGAUCACCUCCAAGAAGCCUUACAGGACCUCAACACCGCGUUAAAAUCACAACCGCGCCUCUUCUUAGGCUCCAACGACAGCCAAGCCAACAACAUGCUCGCCAUUGCAGCAGCAACAACAACACAGACAAACACAAAGGGGUCGAUUUCAAGCGUGAAAACCGAUUCCUCUGCAUUGCUGGAUUGGAAAACCAAAAGGGGUUGUUCCAUGUCGGGUGAACAGGGAAAGGAAGCAGAACGCAAGGUGCUGAGAUCGCAGAUGAGUAAACUCGCCAUCACGAGCCUUGAAUUCUCUGAAGCUUUGCCUUUUGCUGCGUUUGCGUCUUUGCUUGUGGAAACGGUGGCGAAGCUUGAUCUUGUUAUUGAGGAAGUUGAAGAGUUGGGGAGGUUGGGUUGCUUCAAGGAGUAUAGAGAUGGUGAUGAGUUUUCUGUGGUUUGUGAGAAACCAAGAGUUGAUGUGUUGGAGAAUCAUUUACCUUCUCAUGCAGGGGAUUAGAAGAGGCUAGGAAGUGCAUUAUUCUUUCAUGGAUAUGGAUUAUUUUUUACUACUUGAAUGAAUAAAUGUGGAUGGUAUGGUAUUCAUUA
Molecule: messenger RNA, 1854 nt
Organism: Lotus japonicus
Lineage: Eukaryota; Viridiplantae; Streptophyta; Magnoliopsida; Fabales; Fabaceae
Product: aluminum-activated malate transporter 12-like
Exons: 6
Coding region: 152-1765 (537 amino acids)
Biological process (GO): malate transport
Cellular component (GO): plant-type vacuole membrane
Source: RefSeq, a predicted model, not a curated record